Molecule: messenger RNA, 318 nt
Organism: Knipowitschia caucasica
Lineage: Eukaryota; Metazoa; Chordata; Actinopteri; Gobiiformes; Gobiidae
Source: the annotation of a GenBank genome assembly
AUGCAUUAUGAGGAGUUCCCACAAGAUGAUAUGUACCCUACAAGAGCAGAUAUGGAGGAGCUGCAACGGGAGAGAUAUUUUGCCCAGCAGGCACAUGAGAGGAUGAGAGCGGGACUGGCUGACGUCCAGGCCAUUCAUACGAGUAUGCAGCAACUGCUAAACCGGGCUGAGAAUCUGCAGCUCACCACCCCACCUCACCAACCACCCUUUACUGUUAUUGAUGAAGAGGAGGACUGGCCUCCACCCCCCCCCCCCCCCCCCCCCCCUGGUUGGCUGAGUUUAAAGAAGAACCUGUCUCUAACCCGAAUCCCCUCAUAA